GGCCGAGCUAAUCAGUGAAACUCCGACUCACCUUCUCCGCCUCCAAGGCAGCAGACCCGACACAUACCUUCCCCGUCCCAACCUCUCCUUCUUUUCUCUCCCUCUCUCUCCCUCUCUCUCUGUCUCGGGCUCUAGUCCCUACAUACCGCUGCUUCUUCCUCCUCUGCUGCAGAAUCACGGCCGAUAGUCAGAGAACUCAGAAUUGUUGUCGCCAACAAACGGGAAACUCUGACCCCUCUUCCUCCCCACGGAACUGCGCCGUCUUCCCGCCUCAUCUGCCAAUUCGCAGCCACGACUGCUCUUAUCGCCAUCCCGAAACCAUGUCCUCCCCACCUUCUCGCCUGCGCGCCGUCCUAGGCCACCUCCUCCCCACACACAGCAGCACCGUCUCCAAGGACGGCAACGCACCACCGCCGCACCUCUCCCACCUCUCCCCGACCUUCUUCCUCGAGCGCGCCGCCGCCAUUGAGCCCCGCGCCGAGGCCGUCUACCACGUGACGGCCAACGGCGCCAUCCUGCGCCGCUCCUACGCGGAGCUAGCCGACCGCGCCCGCGGCCUGGCCUACUACCUGCGCAAGAAGGGCUACAGGCGGGUCGGCAUCCUGGCGCCCAACACGCCCGCCUUCCUCGAGAGCAUCUUUGGCGUCGUCGCCGCAGGCGGCGUGCUCGUGCCCGUCAACUACCGGCUGAAGGAGGAGGACGUGAGGUAUAUCCUGGAGUUCGCCGAGGUGGACUGCGUCAUUGUCGAUAAGGAGUUUGAGGGCCUGCUGGGUGGGUUCCGCAGGGCGAAGCCAGGGGUGGAGGUGAUUGUUGAUCUGGAUACCGAUGCGACCGAGGGCGAGCUGUGCGGGCCGUUUGAUGAAGCGGUGCUCGAAGGGUUGAGAUAUGACCGAGAUACCGGGAACAAGGGGUGGACGGACCUGGUCUCGCAAACGGUGGCCAACGAGGAUGACAUGCUCGCGAUUCCCUUCACGUCUGGGACGACUUCGAAACCCAAGGGCGUGAUAUAUACUCACCGGGGCGCCUACCUGGCCGCGAUGGCCAACAUUGUCGAGUCUGGACUCAACGUCCCGGAUGGGAGGUGCAAAUACCUUUGGACGUUGCCCAUGUUCCACGCCGUGGGCUGGACGUUCCCCUGGUCUGUGUGCGCCGUUCGCGGGACGCACGUCUGCCUGCGCAAGGUCGAUUACGCCCUGAUCUGGAGACUGCUAAAGGAAGAAGGGGUCACGCACUUUAACGCCGCCCCGACCGUCAACACCCUCCUCUGCGCCCACAAGGACGCCGAAGUCCUCCCCCGCCCGGUCCGGGUGACGGUGGCCGCCAGCCCGCCCACGGCCCACCUGUUCGAGCAGAUGACCAAUCUCAAUCUGCUCCCUGUGCACGUCUACGGGCUGACCGAGACAUACGGCCCCAUCACGCGGGGCUAUCUGCUGCCGGAGUGGGACAGCUUGCCCAGACACGAGAAGUUCGCCAACAUGGCGCGGCAAGGGCACGGUUUCUUGACGGCGCUCCCCGCGCGCGUCAUCAAGGCCGACCAGCCCGAGGGCGUGCUGAUCGACGUGGCCCGGGACGGCAAGGAGAUGGGCGAGAUUGUCUUCUCGGGCAACAUCUGCUGCAAGGGCUACUACAAGGACCCCGAGGCCACCCGCAAGCUCUUCGCUGGCGGGGUGCUGCACUCGGGCGAUCUCGCUGUGUGGCACCCGGAUGGGAGCAUACAGAUCCAGGACCGGGCAAAGGACAUCAUCAUUUCUGGAGGCGAGAACAUCUCGUCAGUCGCUCUCGAGUCCAUGCUCGUUGAGCACCCGGCCAUCCUCGAAGCUGGCGUCGUGGCCGUACCAGACUCGCACUGGGGCGAGCGGCCCAAAGCGUACGUGACGGUCAAGGAAGGGAGCAGCACCACCCUCAGGGGUCAGGAGGUGAUCGAGUGGGCGCGCAACCAGAGCGCCAUCAGCAAGUUCAUGGUGCCGCGCGAGGUCGAGAUUGUGCGGGAGCUGCCCAAGACCAGCACGGGCAAGAUUAAGAAGAACGUGCUCAGGGAGUGGGCGAAGAAAGGAACUCCGAGGGAGGUGCUGGUUGGGUGAGACGGGAAGAGCGGCGAGACGGGCAGCGUGCUGAAUGAUAAAUUCGAAGUUGGAUACCCCGUGGGGGUUGCAUUUCUAUAUGCCUAAGAUAUCCAUGAGUCCAGAACCAUGCAAUGGUUGACGGAGUCCAAUAUUUGGGAAAAGUGGAAGACGUGAUAAGGAAAUGAUCGAGGAAAGGAACAG
Molecule: messenger RNA, 2264 nt
Organism: Thermothelomyces thermophilus ATCC 42464
Lineage: Eukaryota; Fungi; Ascomycota; Sordariomycetes; Sordariales; Chaetomiaceae
Exons: 4
Coding region: 321-2081 (586 amino acids)
Source: RefSeq, a predicted model, not a curated record